Eruca vesicaria subsp. sativa (arugula) is the source of this 2579-nucleotide messenger RNA. Lineage: Eukaryota; Viridiplantae; Streptophyta; Magnoliopsida; Brassicales; Brassicaceae. The record is from the annotation of a GenBank genome assembly.
ACACUGGAAAGCAUAAAAAUGGCAGUGUUUAUAGUUGAUUAGUAUACAUGAUUAACAAAUGAGUGGGAUUUUGCUUGUCCCAAAGCGAAAUUUCUCUGAGAGUGUGUCUGUCUUGAUAGAGUAGUUGAGAUUCUUGCUGUUCUCCAACUAAAAGAUUAAUUUAUAUGAAAGAACAAAUUAAAGGGGGAAAAAUUAUAUUCAAAACAAAAAAUGAAAGGGAAAAAAAGAGAGGAAAGAUGGAUCGAAACGAGAUCCCCUUUUUCGAUAUACGAAUAAUUGUUUUUUAAUAUGUCUCUUUCUCAUGAUUUAGGAUUCCAAUUCCUCCCCCUUUUCUCUCUCUUUGUUCUCUCCACAUUCUCUUCAGAAAGAGAGAAGUUUUGGUUUCUUCUGUGAGUGUUUUUUUUCAGAGCUUUCUUCACAGCGUGGUCUUUUAAUGGCGUCGUCAGAGAAGUCUACCUCAAAGGGUCAAGCAUGGUUCUGUACGACUGGAUUACCUAGCGACAUUGAAAUCGAAGUUGAUGAUAUGACAUUUCAUCUCCAUAAGUUUCCUCUCAUGUCAAAGAGCAGGAAACUUCACAGGUUGAUAACAGAGCAGGAGAGUAGAUCAUUUUCUUCUGUAAAUCCCCAAACCUCCAUGGCUCUAACUGUAGUAGUAGCAGAGAGUGAUAACAAGGGAAAAGGCCAUGAAAUCGAGGAUGAAGAUGAAGAAGAAGACGAGCAGGAGAUUGAAGAAAAUAGUUUCCCCCACAUAAAGCUCGAGGAUUUCCCAGGGAGUUCAGAGAGCUUCGAGAUGGUGGCAAAGUUCUGCUAUGGAGUCAAGAUGGACCUCUCAGCCUCCUCUGUCGUUCCACUUCGCUGCGCCGCCGAGCAUCUCGAAAUGACGGAAGAGUAUUCACCAGAUAACCUCAUUUCAAAGACGGAAAGGUUUCUCUCCCAUUCCGUCUACAAGAGCUUACGAGAAUCCAUCAAGGCUCUUCAAGCUUGUGACUCAGUCUCUCCUUUAGCUGAAUCGCUUGGUAUAACGGAACAAUGCAUAGAGUCUAUCGUCUCCAGAGCUUCCUCAGCCGAUCCUUCACUAUUCGGCUGGCCGGUAAACGACGGCGGCGGCGGAGGUGGAGAGGGAGACAUAACCGUCGCUGAUCUGUCGGUUAUUCCCGGUGGUGGCGCGUCGAAAUCUACUCGGAAGAAACAGAAUACGGAGGUGUGGUUUGAAGAUUUGGCGCAGCUGAGCCUUCCCAUCUUCAGAACGGUGAUCCUAUCAAUGAGAUCGGAAGAUCUAAGCUCAGAUAUCAUAGAGAGCUGUUUGAUUUGUUACGCCAAAAAGCAUAUUCCUGGAAUCUUGCGAUCCAACCGAAAACCGCCGUUAUCAUCUUCAGAGAACGAACAGAGGGAGAUACUCGAGACGAUAACCUCUAAUCUUCCAUUAGAUAAAAGCUCCAUCUCCGCAACCACGAGGUUCCUCUUCGGGCUACUACGAACGUCCAUCAUCCUCAACGCGUCGGAGACUUGCCGCGAUUUACUGGAGAGAAAGAUUGGAUCGCAGCUAGAGCGAGCGACGCUCGACGAUUUGCUAGUCCCUAGCUAUUCAUACCUCAACGAGACGUUAUACGACGUCGAUUUGGUGGAGAGAAUCCUGAGCCACUUUCUCGACUCCUUGGAACAAUCCAACACCGCUCUAGUUGAAGCUGACGGAGAUCGAUCUCCGUCACUGAUGCUAGUCGGGAAACUGAUCGACGGAUUCCUCGCGGAGAUCGCAUCGGACGCUAAUCUCAAAUCGGAGAAAUUUUAUAACCUAGCGAUCUCACUCCCUGAUCAAGCUCGACUCUACGACGAUGGACUUUACAGAGCUGUCGACGUAUAUCUCAAGGCGCAUCCAUGGGUAACGGAAGGAGAGAAGGAGAAGAUCUGCGGCGUGAUGGACUGUCAAAAACUUACGUUAGAAGCGUGCACACACGCGGCACAGAACGAGCGGCUUCCGCUACGAACCGUCGUACAAGUCCUCUUCUUCGAGCAGUUACAGCUCCGCCACGCGAUCGCCGGUACGCUUUUAGCGGCUCAAUCGCCUUCUCCGUCUCAGUCAACGGAGCCGAGACCGUCAGAGAUAAGGAAUCUGACGAUAGCGGAGGUGGUGAACGGGAGAGGAGGAGAAGAGGUGGAAGGUGGGAAGUGGAAGAAGACGGUGAGAGAGAAUCAGGUGCUUCGGUUGGAUAUGGAUACGAUGAGGACGCGUGUUCAUCGGUUAGAGAGGGAAUGCUCCAACAUGAAGAAAGUCAUCGCCAAGAUUGAUAAAGUUGGUUCGCCUGCGGCGACGACGGGUAGCGAUCGGCCGAGGAGUUGGUCAAUCACGAAAAAAUUCGGAUGCAAAUUCAAGACGCAGGUGUGUGAUUCGCAGGAGGCAACGGUGGUGGAUCAUAGAUCACGACGGGUUUGAUGAAUCUCAUUGUAUAGAAUCAGGAAAGGAUAUGAUGAUGUUGAUUCUUGGAUUGUUAUUUUUAUUUUAAUCCGUGGAGAUUUCUUGCUUUGUUACGUUUUGAGUUUUUCUCGUAUAACCAAAAUAAACGGAUCUGAAUUAUUAGCAA